UCUGUGCAGAGAGGAGGAGGAGGAGGAGGAGAGCGGCUGAGCGCCACAGUCAGCAGAAGCGCACGUUGUUUUAUAUUGUCAUGGCUCAGUUUAAAUACUGGCGACGCGUGUCUUCUCUCAGCUGAAGCUACAGCCCUGUGGUCCAAACUCUUCAGUCGUUGUUUCUGGGGGAAUAAUCGGGACUCGCCGCCAUCUGACAGUUUUGUUGUCGACUGUGUGACAUUUAUUUAGGAUUAAAAUGGUCAUCAAGGUUUACAUCGCCUCCUCAACCGGCUCUGUCGCGGUAAAAAAGCAUCAGCAGGCUGUGGUGGGUUUCCUGGAGGCCAAUCGGAUCAGCUUCCAGGUAGACAUCACCAUGCUGGAGGAGCAGAGGCUCUGGAUGUACCGCAACAUACCCCGAGACAAACGGCCGGAAAAAGGCAAUCCGCUGCCUCCACAGAUCUUCAACGAGGAUCACUACUGUGGGGACUAUGAAGACUUCUUCCAGUCAAAGGAGAACAACACUGUGUUUGCAUUCCUUGGGCUCAGUUCCCAGCCUUCAGUUAAAGAUUCUGAGUCAUAGAUCGAACUGUUGGUGUGCAAUGCCCAGGGAACCUCAAUAUAUGAGGACACAAACUGUAUCACUUUCUGUGUUGCAUCACAUCCUUUACCGCGAUCCCCUCUGCUAUGACGCCAGCAUUUUGCCAAACUUCAGCCCGCACUGAUUUCAACCUGUAUGACUUCUGACUUUAAAAACUCUCCAAACAACAUUCCACCAUCACUUAAGUCUCCAAAAAGUGUCUGACUCUCAAGAGGCCACAGGAAUUUAAUCAUGGAAGAAGGGGAUUCACCUCAUGAUGCAUGCAUUUGUAGUUUUCUUCUCAUGUUUAACACACUGUGACAGCAAACACCGUUGCAGUAGCAUAAAUUCUGUGCAAACUAGAAGACAAUGUAGCAGGUUUUUGCACCAGUAGACUGGUUUCUUUAGGUCAGUCUACAGUGCAGUGGAGAGGGAGGAAGUGAUCAGGUGCAGCAGUGCAGCACAAGUCACCUGAAUACACACCUGUACUGUGUGUGCGCAUGCCUUAGUAUGUGUGUAUCUGUCUCAAUCAGCAGCUGUUAAUGAAGGCUGCGUUAAGUGAGGGGGAGCUGAGAGGCAGCGCUUAAUGCAACCUGAAACAACCUGAGGACUAGCCAUUAUGUCUGGAUGGGUGAGAGUGUGUGUGUGUGUGUGUGUGUGUGUGUGUGUGUGUGUGUGUGUGUGUCUGUGUGUGUGUGUAUGUGUGUGUGUGUGUGAGUGAGUGCGUGCAAUUUCGUGUAUACAUGUGUGGGAGUGAGGAUGUUUUCCCAGAGGUGGCAGUGACGCAGCAUCUUAACACAAAGGAGAUGAGACCAAAUGUUUAUCCUAAAACAUUCACAAUUGUACAUAUUAUUAUUGCCAGCAAUCAUGUUUAGUUUGUAGUCACUGCCAUCAAAUAAAAACAAACCUUGUUCUUGUAUCAUUCCACUGCCAGUUAGAUUAAAGUACAAGGUUAGCAUUAAUAGCUGUGUUUUUUUAUUGUCUGCAAUUCCCAUAAAAUGACCAAAACCAACACUGUUAUCUUUAUAUGUUGUAACUUCUCUGCUAUGUCUGUGGCACUUCCCAAGUCAAUUUGUUCAAAUGGAAGAUAUAAUUCUUUAAAAACAGGUUUCAAACAUAUAGCUUAACUUUUAAAAAAGGCUCAGUCAGUUCCUAAAACUGGUCACUGUAGUUUUUAGUUUAGUUUUGUAGGGACUAUUUUAAGCUGCGGAUAAAUGCACAUUUGGUGCUUUAGUACUUUACAGAUGAAUGGCACAUGUUGAUUGAUUCAAAAUGAGCUACAGUGCCCAGGUUUAUUUACAAUAAGGGUAGGUUGCUUUUCCUGAAGGGUCGCAGAGAGCUGGGUACACCCUGGACAUAUCACCAGACUAUCGCAGGAGCCCUGUGCAACAGUGUGGCUCAAAUAUACGUUUUUAAUAGUUUUUGGACAAUUGAUCUCUAUGGCACAGAUGAAUAAGCUAUACCAGGCUUUGGCAACACAGACAGGACUUGAUAGGUCUUUUUCAUGGGAUUUGUUGGCAACAUUAAAAAUAUAGAUUAUUACCCGCUUCAUCCUCUAAUCAAGACAGCUGUAGGCUAAGCAUGGUUACAGUCAGGGUCAUGUAGACUACAGGAAAACACUUUACAGAUUACUUUUAAGUCUUACGUGACAGAGGAUCUAAGAGAUACGGAUCUACAAAAUUAUUGCUUUGAAGUUUUCAAGUGGCAAUGCUCCUAACCUCAGUGUUCCCUGUUGUGCUUCCACUUCUCUCUCUAUAUUUCCAAAUGUCUCUAUAUUUCCAAAUGUCUGAGUAAACAGUGGCUUAACGUAGAUUGAUGCAUCAUGGCAAACUCCUGGUCCUGUCCUCUCUGUAUUCUGUGUCUCUCCUUAAAACUGACACUAAGCAUUUUCUUUUUAUGUCUCUGUCUCCUAUUAAAUUAUCAUGGUUGGGUGGUUAACUGAGUCCUUUAUAUUUACACAUGAGGGGCACACACAAACAGAUCACCAUCAGCAGCCAUUUGUGUUGAAUAUUGUGCCAUGCAAUGAAAGGAUAUGUCAUUUCUUUUCAUUUUAAAUCAAACGCAGGAUAUCAUGUUAUCACCACUGACACUGACAACAUUCCUAUAUCACUGACUUGUAUCAUAGUGAUCUAGUGAUUUUUGUGAAUGGAUACUAACAAGAUUGUUGGACACCUCUCUGUGAUUCUGUUGUAGUUAAUUGCAUUUUUUUUUUUUUUUUUGGUGUAACAGGCUCAUGAGAAUUGUAAUCAGUAACACAUUUCUGUACGGGUUAUUUUGCACAACAAAGCUUGCAAUAAAGAUUGCAAUAUUUUAAGUUUA
Messenger RNA from Lates calcarifer (barramundi perch), 2878 nucleotides. It is a transcript of the gene sh3bgrl2, whose product is annotated as SH3 domain binding glutamate-rich protein like 2. NCBI's taxonomy places the organism in Eukaryota, Metazoa, Chordata, Actinopteri, Centropomidae. The record is from RefSeq and is a predicted model, not a curated record. Gene Ontology annotation, cellular component: cytoplasm.